Camarhynchus parvulus is the source of this 5183-nucleotide messenger RNA. It is a transcript of the gene PTPN23, whose product is annotated as protein tyrosine phosphatase non-receptor type 23. The record is from RefSeq and is a predicted model, not a curated record. NCBI's taxonomy places the organism in Eukaryota, Metazoa, Chordata, Aves, Passeriformes, Thraupidae. Gene Ontology annotation, cellular component: endosome. Gene Ontology annotation, molecular function: protein binding; protein tyrosine phosphatase activity. Gene Ontology annotation, biological process: protein dephosphorylation; early endosome to late endosome transport; protein transport to vacuole involved in ubiquitin-dependent protein catabolic process via the multivesicular body sorting pathway.
CCGCGCGCGGUUCCGGCGGGCCGGGCCGGGCCGUGCCGGGAGCGGGGCCGGGAUCGGGCCGGGAGCGGGGCCGGGAUGGAGGCCGUGCCCCGCAUGCCCAUGAUCUGGCUCGACCUCAAGGAGGCCGGGGAGUUCGCCUUCAACGCCGCCGUCAAGAAGUUCGUGCUGAAGAACUAUGGGGAGAACCCGGAGAGCUACAACGAGGAGCUGCGGAAGCUGGAGCUGCUCCGGCAGGUGAGGGGCGUGCGGGACUUCGAGGGCUGCAGCACCCUGCGCAAGUACCUGGGGCAGCUGCACUUCCUGCAGAGCCGCAUCCCCAUGGGACAGGGCCAGGAGGCGGCCGUGCCUGUCACAUGGACUGAGAUCUUCUCGGGCAAGGCGGUGACGCACGAGGACAUCAAGUACGAGCAGGCCUGUGUGCUCUACAACCUGGGAGCCCUGCAUUCCAUGCUGGGAGCCAUGGACAAGCGCGUGUCCGAGGAGGGCAUGAAGGUUUCCUGCACCCACUUCCAGUGUGCUGCUGGUGCCUUCACCUACCUGCGGGAUCACUUCCCUCACUCCUACAGCGUGGACAUGAGCCACCAGAUCCUCAGCCUCAACAUCAACCUCAUGCUGGGGCAGGCACAGGAGUGCCUCCUGGAGAAGUCCAUGCUGGACAACAGGAAGAGCUUCCUCGUGGCCAGGAUCAGUGCCCAGGUGGUGGAUUACUACAAGGAGGCCUGCCGGGCCCUGGAGAACUCAGAGACAGCCUCGCUGCUGGGCAAGAUCCAGAAGGACUGGAAGAAGCUGGUCCAAAUGAAAAUCUAUUACUUUGCUGCUGUGGCCCACCUGCACAUGGGGAAACAGGCUGAGGAGCAGCAGAAGUUUGGGGAGAGGGUCAUCUACUUCCAGAGCGCUCUGGACAAGCUCAAUGAAGCCAUCAAGCUGGCCAAGGGCCAGCCUGAAACCGUGCAGGAAGCUCUGAGGUUCACCAUGGAUGUCAUUGGUGGGAAGUACAAUUCAGCCAAAAAGGACAACGACUUCAUCUACCACGAGGCCGUGCCCGCGCUGGACACUCUGCAGUCUGUCAAAGGUGCCCCCCUGGUGAAGGCUCUGCCCGUGAACCCCACGGACCCCGCGGUCACCGGCCCUGACAUCUUUGCCAAGCUGGUGCCCAUGGCUGCCCACGAGGCCUCAUCCCUGUACAGCGAGGAGAAGGCCAAGCUGCUGCGGGACGUGAUGGCCAAGAUCGAAGCCAAGAACGAAGUGCUGGACCAGUUCAUGGACUCCAUGCAGCUGGACCCUGAGACCGUGGACAACCUGGACAUGUACAACCACAUCCCGCCCGUGCUGAUGGAGAAAUGCGCCGCGCUCAGCGUGCGCCCCGACACCGUGCGCAACCUCGUCCAGUCCAUGCAGGUGCUCUCCGGGGUCUUCACCGACGUGGAGGCGUCGCUGAAGGAGAUCCGGGACCUGCUGGAGGAGGACGAGGCGCAGGAGCGCAAGCUGCAGGAGCUGCUGGGGAGGGUCCCGCCGGCCCCCGCGUCCCCGCCGGGGCUGGCCGAGGUCAGCAAGGAGUGCUCCAAGUACCUGGAGCUGCACGAGAAGGCGAGUUUCACCAACACCGAGCUGCACCGCGCCAUGAACCUGCACCUGGGCAACCUGCGCCUGCUCGGCGGCCCCCUGGAGCAGGUGCGGGCUGCACUGCCCACCCCCACGCUCUCCGAAGACGACAAACAGGUGCUGCAGAACCUGAAGCGGAUCCUGGCCAAGGUGCAGGAGAUGCGGGACCAGCGGAUGUCCCUGGAGCAGCAGCUGCGGGAGAUGAUCCAGAAGGACGACAUCACCACCUCGCUGGUCACCACCGACCGCUCCGAGAUGAAGAAGCUCUUUGAGGAGCAGCUGAAGAAGUACGACCAGCUCAAGGUGUACCUGGAGCAGAACCUGGCUGCCCAGGAGAACGUGCUCAAGGCCCUGACCGACGCCAACGUCAAAUACGCGGCCGUGCGCAAGGCCCUGGCCGAGGUGGAGCACAAGUGGAACACGACCGUGCAGACCCUGGUGGCCUCCUACGAGGCCUAUGAGGACCUGAUGAAGAAGUCCCAGGAGGGGAAGGAUUUCUACACGGACCUGGAGGGGAAGGCGGCCAAGCUGCUGGAGCGGGCACGGGCCGCGUGCCAGGCCAGCGAGGCACACCGGCAGCAGCUGCUGGAGAGGGAGCUGAAGAAGCAGCCGCCCCCCCGGCCCACGGCCCCCAAGCCCCCCCUGCAGAAGAAGGCGCUGGACGAGGCCGGGGGCCCCGAGGCCGCCGAGCUAGGCUCGCUGGUGCUGCAGGAGCUGCCGGAGGAGCUGCGGAGCCUCCCCCCGGAGCUGCUGCCCGCGCCCCUGGCCCAGCUGCCGGCCCCGGCGCUGGCCGCCCUGGCGGGGGCUGCGGCCCGCCGAGCCCUACCUGCUGCCAGGGGGUGGCCAGCGCCCGCUGCCCCCCCUGCCCCCCACGCCGCCCUUCCCGGGGCACUACCGCCUGCCCGCGCCUGCCGCCGUGCCGGCCCUUCCCCGCCCCGAACCGCCUUCGGGGGCCCCCACGGCCGCCCCGCGCUGCGUCCCCCAGCACGGGGCCCUGCCGGCCCCGCCUACGGCCUGGGCCAGCCCGGCCCGGCCCCCGCCCCGCUCCGCCCGCCCGUGCCGGGGGCAGCGCCGCGGGUGCCCAGCCGGGGCUGGGGGCCACAGCCCCCGGGCACCCGCCCGGCCACCACCACGGUGGACAGCGUCCAGACGCCCAUCUCCAGCUGCUCCGUGCCCCCCGGGGCCCCUUCCUGCCCCCAGCGCCCGGGGGCCCCGGCGCCCUUCCCCUACACGACGGGGAGUGCAGCCCUUCGGGGCGCCGGCCCCGGCCCCCUUCCCCCGGCACAGCCCCCGCCCGCCUUCGCCCAGGGCCCGCAGCAGUUCCCGCCGGGUCCCUUCCCUACCCCGGGCCGAGCCCAGCAGCAGCAGCAGCAGCAGCGCUUCCCGCUCGGGGGCGCAGCUGCCCCGCCGGGCCCGGGCGCAGCCCCGCUGCCCCCGCAGCUCUACCAGCUCCAGGAGCAGCUGCCCCGGCGGGCCUGGCCCCGCACCGGGGGCCGUGCCCUUCCCCAGGCCCCCGCCCGAGCGGCCCCCCGGCGCUGGGGGCUCCAGCCGUUGCCCCCGCGUCCCCGCCCUGCCCUUCUGCCCCAGCCCGGCUCCCCCGGCGCCCAGCUGCCCCCGGCACCAUGGCCCUGGGUCCCCCGCUGGUCCGCCCCGCCCAGCCAGGCCCCUUCUCCCGGGCGCUGCCGGGCUCCGUGGUGUCCCGGGCCCGCUGGUCCCGUCCCCGCGCCCGUCCCGUCCCCGGCCCUGCCCAUGCAGCCCCGGCGCGCGGCGCCUCCGGCGCUGCCCCCGCCCGGGCCCAGCGGAGCCGCCGUUCCGCGGCAGAGCCCCUGCCCGCCGACCUGCUGUCGUCCAGCCCGAAGCCAGCCCGGCGGCUCGGCGCGCCCGGGGGCUGCUGCAGCCCACCAAGGCGGGGCGCCAGGAGGGGCAGCGGCCCGGGCCGUGCAGCUCAUCGAGCCGACCGAUCGCAGCGGGGCCCGGAGCGUCCGGCGGCUGCUGGCGAGCUGGAGCGGUUCCGCGGCCUGGCCGAGCGGCUGGAAGCGGCCCGCGCCCGGCGGCGGCUCCGAGCUGGACGCGCUCUGGAAGGAGCUGCAGGAGGCGCAGGAGCGCGACGCCCGGCAGCGCUCCAUCGCCAUCGCCCGCUGCUACUCCAUGAAGAACCGGCACCAGGACAUCAUGCCCUACGACCGCAACCGCGUCGUGCUGCGCUCGGGCAAGGACGACUACAUCAACGCCAGCCGCGUGGAGGACCUGUCCCCGUACUGCCCCGCGCUCAUCGCCACCCAGGCCCCGCUGCUCGGCACCGCCGCCGACUUCUGGCUCAUGAUCUACGAGCAGAAGGUGUCCGUGGUGGUCAUGCUCGUGUCCGAGCAGGAGCUCGGACAAGGUAAAGUGCUCCGGUACUUCCCGUCGGAGCGGGGCCAGCCCGUGGCGCACGGCCCCCUGAGCGUGGUGCUCACCAGCCUGCGGGUGACCCCCACGCACGUGGAGCGGAUGCUGACGCUGCAGUACCGGGACCAGAGCCUCAAACGCACCGUGGCCCACCUCCAGUUCACCUCCUGGCCUGAGCUGGGCCUGCCCGACAGCAAGGGGAGCCUCCUGCGCUUCAUCCAGGAGGUGCACGGCCAUUACCUGCACCAGCGGCCGCUGCACACCCCGGUGGUGGUGCACUGCAGCUCAGGGGUGUCGCGGUCGGGGGCGCACGCUUUUCUGCCUCGCUGGACGCCCUUCGCCUGCUAGGAGGUGGAGGCCGGGAACGGCAUCCCGGACCUGGCGCAGCUGGUGCGGCGGAUGCGGCAGCAGCGCAAGCACAUGCUGCAGGAGAAGCUGCACCUCAAGUUCUGCUUCGAGGCCGUGCUGCUCCACGCCGAGCAGGUGCUGCUGCGCCACGGCGUGGGCGGCCCCAGCCUGGCCAAGCCCCCCAACAGCACCUCCCCCAAGCUCUACUUCCAGCAGGACCCCCAGGACCUGGUGCUGGGGGGGGACGUGCCCAUCAGCUCCAUCCAGGCCACCAUCGCCAAGCUCAGCAUCAAACCGGGGGGCCCCAGCGCCGAGCCCGGGGAGGGCUGGGGGGCGGAUCCCGGCCCCGCUCCGGACCCCGUGGAACCCGAGGUGCCGCUGGCCGUGCCCGACGGCCUCGUGGAUGGCGUCGGUGCCCCCGAGCCCGAGCCCCCCGCCCCGAGGCCGCCCCUCCCCGAGGCAUCGGGUGACGCUGAGAGCAGCAACCACGUCGGGGGGGAGAGCCCCGAGGGGCCGGGGGGGCCGCCGGAGCCCCCCGCUGCCCCCCCGGCCUCCUCCUCCUCCUCCCUGGAGCUGCUGGCCUCGCUGACGCCCGAGGCCUUCAGCCUGGACGCGUCCCUCAAGGGCAAGCAGCGCAUGAACAAGCAGAACUUCCUGCAGGCACAGCCGGGCGAGGGGCUCCGGGCGCCCCGGCCCAGCGACGACCCCCUCAGCAUGCUCGACCCCCUCUGGACCCUCAACAAGGCGUGAGGGGGGCGGGGGCCCCCCGGCCCCCAGCCCCGCUUUGUUUGACUCCAGGUAGAACUGACUUUUUCAGCUCUUUGCUACUAAAAUAAAGCGAGUUU